AUGCUAAGUGCCAAGACAUCCACAAAACUAAUAGUAGAAGGUGCUUCAGAACCUUUAGAUGUUGAGACUGAGAAUUCAGCAACACAUCCUCAGAGUACUCCGCUUCUGACAGAUUUUGUAAACCAAAAUACUCAUUCUGGUCGUGAGGGUGGUGAAACACAUAAUGGCAUUUCCAAGGACAAAUCUCUUGUAGUAAAACGAAAUCUUAUGAGUGAGUUUGAUCGUGGAAAGUUCAAUUUAAAAAAUGAAUCUUUUGAAGAGAUACUGUCCUCCCUAGAGGAAGUCAGUCAGUCAAAUUGGCCUACUGUGUGUGAUCCAACCCACCAAGAUUACCAAGAUUCUGUUGUUCUUAAAGAAUGUCCUGAUGAAUUAGUUGUGAAUGCUACAAAUGAGGUGGCUUCCCAAACAACUGUUGGUUUUGAGAAAGGCUUAACUGCACCAGGACUUAACUUUAAAAAUGUGGCAAUGGUCAGCAUAAAAGACAACAAUUUUAAUAUUAAGAAAUUUCUAGAUGACAAGGGCUUAAUACUGAACAACAUAGUUGAAGCAGGUGCUUUUCCAUCUGAGAAAGCAGAUGACCAAGCCAGUUGCUCUCCAGAUACAAGUUCUAAGAAAUUCUCUAAAAGAACAAAACGGAAGGCCAGCGCUAAUGUAAAGUACUGUGACCCAGAGGAAAAUGAGUCAGAUGGAGACUUUAAUAGUGAUUCUUCGGAUAACUUUACACUGUCUGAUUCAGCUGAUGAUUCAACUAGUGAUGCUGAAGAACUAGAUGAUGCUGAAGAACUAGAUGAUGCUGAAGAUUUAGGUAAUGCUGAAGAAUUAGUUGAUGGUGAAGAAUUACAUAAUGGUGAAGAAUCAGGUGGUGGUGAAGCUCUAGAAGUAGCAUCGGUUCCUGUGUCUCAUGAAGAUUCUGAAGUUCCUGAAUUUCUUACUGAUAACGAAGAAAACGGCUCAUCUGAAUCUAGAAAAACCAUCUCUGUUCAAAAAAUAAACCAGAAAAGAUGUGUCAAUGAGAGAGAUUGGUCAAAAAAAUUUGCCUGCGUUUUCUGUGGUAAAAGUUUUUGCAAACUUGUUGAGCACCUGUCAUCUGCUCAUAGUAAAGAAGAUGAAGUGAAACACAUCCUUGCUCUCCCACCGCGCAGUAAAGAUCGUAAAGAUGCUAUUGGAAGACUUCGUGACGCUGGCGCUCUGAAGCACAACCAGAGAUGUUUGAAGAAGGGCUCUGGUGUGCUUCAGGUCAAAAAACGUGUUAGAGGAAGUUCAUCGCCUAGCAAUUAUAAAACUUGUCCUUAUUGUGGCAAUAUGUUUUCCAUUGGCUCCCUCUACAAGCACCGAAACAAAUGUACUCAGAAGCCAGCAGCAGGUCGCUUCACUUCUCGUGCCACUAGAAUUAUGUCCACCAGUCCUAAGGAGUUCCACGAGCAAGUCUUCCAAGGAGAAGUACUGGGAAACUGUCGGAAGAAGGACGACAUUUUUGACCUCAUGAAAACUGAUGAGCUGUUACGUUCCUAUGGUGUGAGUAUGGUUGAACAGUACUCUGCUGACCCAGAACAGUUCAACCAUAUCCGCCACUCUUUGAGAACUUUGGGUGGUUUUUUGAUAGCCGUCAAAAAGAUUAAUCCUAAUAUCAAAAAUCUUGAGCAUGCGCUGGAUCCAGGCCACUUUGACAAUUGCAUUGAGGCUGCCCUAGCUUCAUCAGGGUAUGAUGUUGCUGCAAAUAUAUUCAAAACACCGUCUGUGGCAAAAAGAAUUGGAGAACACCUUGAAAAGGUGGCAGCAAUUGUCCAACUAAAUGCUAUAAAGUCUCGUGACGAAGUAAAAAAAAGUUGGAUUCGGGAUUUUCUCAAACUUCGAGAGCUGAGCUGGUCAAAGCAGGUAUCAAGCAAGGCGUCACUGCAGUUGAAGGAAAGUAGUUACAAUAAGCCUGAACAACUUCCAGACAAAGAAGACAUCGUCAAGUUGGCUAAUUAUUUUAAUGACCACACUGAGGUAGCAAUGCGAAAGCUUGAGUCUAAUCCAAAUUCCAGCAUUUAUAACUGCUUGACUGAACUAACUCUUGCCAGAGUUAUGUUCUUCAACAGGAAACGCCCUGGUGAUGUCCAAAAGCUGAAGGUGACGCAUUACCUCAAGAAAUCAGAUGAUGAGCGUAUCCACACUGACAUUUGGAACAGCCUCUCCUCCACUGAAAAAGAACUUGUUAGUUCCUUCAAAAGAAUAGAGAACAGGGGGAAAAAAAGAAUGAAAGUGCCAAUUCUUUUUACCAGACAAAUGCAGGAGGCCGUAGCUCUUCUCCUGAAAUAUCGGUCUGUGUGUUCAGUACCUGAAGAAAAUAUUUAUGUUUUUGCAAAUGUUGGUUGUGUUACCCACAUGAGAGGCAGUGAUGCUCUUCGUGGAUGUCGCGAAAAGGCUGGCUGUUUGCACCCUGAAAGGGUGACAGCCACCUGUUUAAGAAAAGAGGCCGCAACCCUGGCCAAGGUUGUUGGUCUUAAUGAACGAGAAGUUCAAGAACUCGCUGAUUUUUUGGGCCACAAGAUUACAACUCACCAUGAGACAUACCGUUUGCCGCAGUCCACUCUCCAAACUGCCAAAGUCAGUCAAUACUUGAUGGGACUAACUAAAACCUCUGGAGAAGAGAUUCACCAGGACAACCCUGACAACCUUGACUCUAAUGAGGAGGCCGAUGAUGCUGGACCCUCAAAGCGGCAAAACAAGAAGCCGGCUAAGAGUGCCAGCAAGCGUCCCUCUGCCGACAGCUCAGAUGAUGAGGCAGUUGAUGCUGUACCCUCAAAGCGGAAAAAGAAGCAGCCUGCUAAGAGGGCUACGAAGCGUAUCUCUGCUGACACCUCAGACUCAGACCAGCAGGAAGCAGACAUGUUCAGCCCUAAAAGGAGGAAGAAGUGUACAAAAAGGAAGUGGGACACCCCACAGAGAGCUGCUGUUGAGAAACACUUUUCUGCAGCGAUUGCUUUAGGCAGGGUACCAUCCAAAAAAGAAUGUGAGAGAGCACAAAAAGAACCUCCAUUGCGGUCUAGGCCAUGGAGUCAAAUUAAGCACUUCGUCAGGAAUGCCUCUCUGAAGAAAAAAGUUUAAGAUGGUGCUAGCUGAAUUUGUUUUGCUCAUCAUGAUAAGUUAAAUUGUAUCACUUUAUAUUUCUUUUUGUUUUUACCAAUGAUUGUAUGGUUUUGUAGAGAGAACUUACACUAAUGUAUUUUUGUACCC
Messenger RNA from Frankliniella occidentalis (western flower thrips), 3219 nucleotides. RefSeq lists its product as uncharacterized. The coding region runs from base 1 to 3090 and encodes 1029 amino acids. Lineage: Eukaryota; Metazoa; Arthropoda; Insecta; Thysanoptera; Thripidae. The transcript has 5 exons. Gene Ontology annotation, biological process: DNA integration; DNA recombination. The record is from RefSeq and is a predicted model, not a curated record. Gene Ontology annotation, molecular function: DNA binding.